GCCUCGACGCCUUGCCCAGCGCCGCGGCGCAGGACUACCGGUGCUCCGCAAGUUGCGAGCGCACUCUGCGCCUAGGGAAACUUUACCCCGCGGCCGAGUCUCUGCCAGAGUUGCCCUGACGCUGUCAUCAGGAGUCUUCAAAAGGACCUCUCAGUUCCUUCUCAAAAAGGAAAAGGACAGCUGGAAGAGGACAAGCUGUGUUGCUGAGAGACAUACCUGAGUUCCUCUAACUAGGAGACUUCAUCCUGUCAACUCCUGGAGAGCUGCCCAGGUGAAGAACCAUGGAGGGCGACUGUCUGAGCUGCAUGAAGUAUCUGAUGUUUGUUUUCAAUUUCUUCGUGUUUCUGGGAGGCGCUUGCCUGCUGGGCAUUGGCAUCUGGGUCCUGGUGGAUCCCACCGGCUUCCGAGAGAUCGUGGCUACCAACCCCCUGCUGACCACCGGCGCCUACAUUGUACUGGCCAUGGGUGGUCUGCUGUUUCUUCUGGGCUUCCUGGGCUGCUGCGGGGCUGUCCGAGAGAACAGGUGUCUGCUGCUAUUUUUUUUCCUGUUUAUCCUGAUCAUCUUCCUUGUAGAGCUCUCAGCAGCCAUCCUGGCCUUCAUCUUCAGGGAACACCUCACCCGAGAGUUCUUCACCAAGGAGCUUACCAAGCACUACCAAGGCGAUAAUGACACGGACGUUUUCUCUGCCACCUGGAAUUCAGUCAUGAUCACAUUUGGCUGCUGUGGGGUCAACGGACCUGAAGACUUCAAGCUGGCCUCCGUGUUUCGGCUGCUGACGCUGGAUACUGAGGAGGUGCCCAAGGCCUGCUGUCGGAGGGAACCCCAGACUCGAGAUGGGGUGGUACUGAGCAGGGAGGAGUGCCAGCUGGGGAGGAAUCCGUUCAUAAACAAGCAGGGCUGUUACACAGUGAUCCUCAACACCUUUGAAACUUAUGUCUACCUGGCUGGAGCCUUUGCCAUUGGGGUACUGGCUAUUGAGCUCUUCCUCAUGAUCUUUGCCAUGUGCCUCUUCCGGGGCAUCCAGUAGGCCUUGGCCUGAAGACACUCAGCCCACCACUGCCCAGAAGCCAGCCCCCUCCCUUCCCUGUCCUCUGGCCCCAGGGGAGGAAGCAAGGCCAGCCUAAAUGGCCAGGAGCAUAGAGCUAAUUUUUUUAAAAAAAAACAAAACAAAGACAUGAACUGAAGGGACCUCACUUAAGUUCUGAGGCAAGGGACAUGAGCUCUACAAGGACCUAGGGCUGGCCUGGGACCAGCUGUUCCUGAGACCAAAGGUUCAUCAGCUUCAGAGCCCCUUGGCCCUGUCAGACUGGAGUGUCCUUUGGCCUGGGUCCCCUCUCUUAGCAUUUCCAAGAUCUGAGCAACUAGGAGGCAGAAAUCCGUCCUGGAGGAGAAGCUAAUGCUCAGGCCCCAAGGAGACUACUUUUUACAACACAAGGACAGGCUGCAGCGCCAUCUGCCGGAGAGUGAAGCUGUCCCUGCUCCUGACUGCUGGCUGAGGGUGGCUAUGUGUGGGCACUGGAUUGGAAGGUGGCUCUUUCAUUUCCUCAUAUUUUGGAUCAAAGCCUCUCCAUGGCCCAGGAAAAGGCAGUGGCCCAUCCAGUCAUACAGCAUGUGUAUGACAAGGUCAUCUCCAGGCUGCUGUUUCUCCAGCCAGAACUCCACCCUCCACCCCAAUGUAAACUGGCCAGGAACUGUCUGCACCAAGUUCUACAGCUGAGAAAAAUCCAUACUGUGUCCACUCUGCCCUGCUUGUACCUCUGUCAGAGAUCCAACUGUGAUGCAUUACCUGCCCCCGUGGGCCAUACCACACCCCUGUUCUCCCAGGUGGAAGACACCCCCAAUAUUGUUCAUUUCUCUCUUUCUACCCAGAGCUGAGGCUUGAAUGUGUUCUUUAAGGUCCCUGCCAAGCAUUCACCCCUUGCAUACCUCCACAUAUGGAGCUCACUACCUCCCAAUGCAGCCUCCUGCCUUCAGAUGCUCUGACAUCAUCACCUCAGCAAACAGAAGGGGUUUCCAUUUUUCCCUCUCUCUACCCCUUCACUCUCCUUCCUAGAGGUUAAAGUCAUGCCUCUUGUCUGCGGACUUAACCCUAUAGCAUCUCCUACCAUGACACUUUUUGACCUUUUGCUGUACAUGUAUUUUGUUAUUCUCCCUAGGCUCAGAUUACCCAGACUAACAGGUUUACAACACACACACACACACACACCAAAAACAAACAAACAAACAAAAACUUGAACUGAAGACUAGGUUAGCAACUGCUUGCAAGAUGCCUGAUCCUGCCAGGACCGUGUUGAAUCCAUUAGUGUUGUCUGUCCAGAUCUCAAGAUUGAUUAAUUAUGUCUGCCAAGGGCACAGCAGGGAGGCAGUGUGGAAGAACUAAGACCCAGGCUGAUUCAGAACCCAGUAGUACUAGACUCGAACUGUCUAGGAAGGCAAAUGGCUCAGCUGUUGAUUGGAAGCUCAUGGCCAGGCUGAGGACAGAGCCCAACCACAGCAGCUGGCACCCAGAACUAGCCCAGGCAUCCAGAGACCGGCAGGACUCGGACAGAGAGGGCUGAGAAGGCAGAUAUCAAGCCUAGGCAUUUCCAGAGUAGAUCGGAGACUCUCACCAGAACUUUCCACACUUAUGGUAAAGUGCUCUAAAGUAGCCAGAUUCAACCCAGCUGUGGAUCCAGCUCCUCAGAUAGCAUCCUCAUGGGACCAGACAGAGACAGUCUUCACCCUCUGAGGUUGCUAGUAGCCAGCUACAAGGCUGUCUUAGGACAUCCUGGUGGGGCUUGGUGAGCUGCUCUGUGUACUCCCAGGGGAGGGGAGAGGAGCCCUUAACUUCACCUCUCACCCCAGGCCCAACACCCUCACCUAGAUCCAAGACCCUCACCCAUUAGUGAGCAGUGAGCAGAACAGCCCUUUCCUGUCCCAGAGCCACUUGCCUAAGGGACAGCUGUAUCUGACAGGCAAGGAGCUAAGACUAGAUCUGUGGCUCGUGCUCCUCAGUCCCCUGUCCCAAGACCCUGGCCUACCAGGGUUCUGAGCCCAGCACCUUUACCUUUGCCCCUAGGAACUCUGUUAACACACACACACACACACACACACACACACACACACACACACACAUGCAUCAUAUGCUAAAGUCUAUUUUGGAAUUUGUCAAUGUCCCUCGCAGUAGGAAACAGAGCUAAUUUAUCACUGUAUCUCCCAAGUCCCCCCUUUUUAUAUUCUAUAUCAAGAGAAAUUUUGUAAUAUAAAACAGGACACCAAACAGA
Messenger RNA from Grammomys surdaster, 3264 nucleotides. It is a transcript of the gene Tspan18, whose product is annotated as tetraspanin 18. The record is from RefSeq and is a predicted model, not a curated record. Gene Ontology annotation, cellular component: membrane. The coding region runs from base 282 to 1028 and encodes 248 amino acids. NCBI's taxonomy places the organism in Eukaryota, Metazoa, Chordata, Mammalia, Rodentia, Muridae. The transcript has 10 exons.